UUGGCCUCUAUAAUAUUUUAUAUCCACAAAUUAAAGAUCAUUUGGCUAUAAGAAAAAGAGCUACAUAUUCCUACUAUAAUAUAAGGCAAGCUAUAUGUAAAUAUAUUCCCAUCUCAAAUCUCUUUCUCUUUCUCUCACACACACAUUAAAUACACAACAAAACCUACUUUCUUUUGCUUUUCUCAUCCCACUAACUAAAAAAGAUAUCACUCACUCACUCUCCUUCUCUGCUUUUGAUCUUGUUCUCUUUUUUUUUGGAUUGUUAUAGAUCUAGAAAGGAUAUCAGACCAAAAGAUGAUCCAAGAACUGUUAGGAAAUUCAGGUCUCAUAGGUGGAGAGAGGAAAAUCUCCAUUAAUGGAGGACUUUUAGAAGCCACUACUUUACUCCCUAAUCUUUCACCAUCUCCUUCUCAUUGUUCUUCUUCAACACCAAGUACAACUACUGCUACUAACACUACCACCACCUCCGCCGCCGCCGCUGGCACCACCACAUCUAAUAAUAAUAACAACCCGGAGAGCCUGAGGUGUCCCCGGUGUGAUUCCGCCAACACAAAGUUCUGUUACUACAACAACUACAACCUCACUCAGCCCCGCCACUUCUGUAAGACUUGCCGCCGGUACUGGACCAAAGGAGGAGCCCUAAGGAACGUCCCAAUCGGCGGCGGAUGUCGGAAAAACAAGAGCAAUACUAUUGUGUCUUCCUCGGUUGUCUCCGGGAAGACUGGUGGCGUCAGCGCCGCUGGAAAGAUGAAGAUGGUGAUGAGUUCGGAGAUUGGACGGUCAGGAUUCAGCGGUUUCGAUCAUGAUCAGCUCUCACCUAGCCCAAUACUUUGGGGCUCGCCUCAGAAUUCUCAUCUCUUGGCCUUACUUAGGUCCACUACUCAAAACCCUAACCCUAACCCUAGCUCAAUGUGUGGUGGGAAGGAGGAACUGGGCAGUAAUGGUAUGAUUGGUUCUCACAACAUGAUGAGUAAUAGUACCGCUAGUACUACUGACUCAGGUAAGGGUUUGGAUCCACUGUCUCAGGCUCCAUCGCUUGGUCUGUGCAGCUCGUUUUGGAGAAACAACCAGCUUAAUCAAAAUCCACAUUACCAACAAAUGAACGGUUUGAUCAGCACAGCUAGUCUCGGUCAUAAUGAUCAUCAAGCUCAUCAUCAAAACAGUAAUAAUGGAUUUCAAGAGCUGUAUCAGAGGCUAAGAUCAUCAUCAUCAACAACAUCACCAGCUAAUUACUAUAACGAUCAUCAUAAUCACUCAACAGCUACGGUUGCAGCUGGAGGAGGUGAUCAAUUGGGUUUCUGGAAUAUUAACCCUCCAGCAUUUUCAUCAUGGUCUGAUCUCUCCACUACUACUAAUGGUGCAUACCCUUAAAAACCUUUUAAUAUAUAUUUUUUCUUUUCUUUUUUGGGAGGGGAUGAACAUCUUCAUCAUGAUAUGUUAGAAAUUAGGUUAAUUGGGGCUGUGUAAGGUUAUUAAUUUCUGUUUUCUUUUUUCACGGAUUGUAACUUGUAUUAUUUGACUCUUUUUCCCCCUAAUAUCUAUGUGUGUGUUAUUUUGA
Humulus lupulus (European hop) is the source of this 1558-nucleotide messenger RNA. RefSeq names its product dof zinc finger protein DOF5.3-like. Gene Ontology annotation, biological process: regulation of DNA-templated transcription. The record is from RefSeq and is a predicted model, not a curated record. The transcript is spliced from 2 exons. Gene Ontology annotation, molecular function: DNA binding; DNA-binding transcription factor activity. Bases 295 to 1371 code for a protein of 358 amino acids. NCBI's taxonomy places the organism in Eukaryota, Viridiplantae, Streptophyta, Magnoliopsida, Rosales, Cannabaceae.